This is a messenger RNA of Plutella xylostella (diamondback moth), 8318 nucleotides long. The record is from RefSeq and is a predicted model, not a curated record. NCBI's taxonomy places the organism in Eukaryota, Metazoa, Arthropoda, Insecta, Lepidoptera, Plutellidae.
UCUGGUGUCCAGUAAUCUUUUAACGAUAACAGCAGCUCAACAAUCAUUGCGAACAUACAUAUCGUGCACCAAAAACGUGCGUUAGUCGAGUUUAGAUUAGUGUGAUGAGUGGAUGAGCGCCUGCGCCGUCUGUAUAGUGCCUGGUGUGUGUUCGUAUGUGCGGCCUUCAUGCUUCGUGGGCGGAUGAGCGCCGCCGCACCAACUUUCACUUAAUUAUACUCACCAGUCAUGAAAUCGACCACAAAUAAAGUAAUCCAGCGGCUAAAUACGUUUAAACACCUAACGCGGAUGGAAAAUUAGGUCACGUUCAGUAAUUUUUAAGAUUUAUAUCGCGUUGAUCAGUUGAACUUGGAAUCGGCUUUUUCAUUGUCACUGUGUAUGUAUCGACAUCAGCCAUGGACACGGUCAUUGUGUAUCUCCCAUUAUCAUAGAUGUGUAUUAGUGGCUAUUGUGUUGUUGUUAUUUACGUGCUAAAUCAAAUGUGAUGUGAUGAAAACCAAGGAUAUGAAGCAAUAGUGUGUAGUAUUUACAUUAAACUCAAUGGUAGUAACUCAAUCUUAUCCCAUUUUACUUAUACGCAAUGUGUAUUGUGUACAUGUCGUGUUGUUAUUUUUGUAAGCUAGGAAGUAUAAUAAUUACAUGUAUUUAUAGGUGAGGUUCGGUCAUUGAACAUUUAUUUAUAUCAACUCAUGCAUGUGCGGUGUGGAACGCCCACUAUUUAAGCUGUCAUCAUGCGUGUCGAUUUUCGUCACCUGCUCUGCAUGGUUCAAUGCGUUAUUGACUUGAACAUAAUAGUGAUUCCUAUUAAUAAACUUUAAACCGAACAUGACAUUAAACGCAUGUAGAUUACCUAGCUAAACAUCUGAAUACCCUUUCCAUAGAGUCCAGUUGUUAGUUUAAGAGGUGGUAAUGGCGGGUUGUUCUGGAGGCCGGUGUCUGUGAGUGCGUGCUUGAUGCAGAGAGGAGCGAGGCGCUGCGCGGGCGUCCAUGGAGGAUCCUGACUCACCAUGAAGGUGGACGCUGACCCACGAGCUUCGACCCCGGCGGCCAGCGAACCCAACGCACCCACUAGUAAUACAGAAUCACCUGUCUCAUCUCUCGACGGUUGCCCGGUGCUGCAAGCGGCAGAGAUCCCGACGCCCGAGCGGGCGCUACUCGCCAAGCUGGAGGAGGCUAACCGACUGAUCGAGGCGGACGCCAAGUGCCCCUCGCUGCCGACCGUACAUAGCCGCAAGAACUCGGAUACUUCGCAGAUAUCGCUCGCCUCAGCGACCAGCUCCAGCCAUGAGACCGAAACCCGCACUACCAGUUCCGCCGGUGGCGAGGAGGACCUGUGGGUGCUCUGGGGCCGGCUGGUCAGCAACUGGGAGACAGAGUGGAAGCGCCGCAACCAGUUCAUACGAGACCUGGUGAGGCAGGGCGUGCCGCACCACUUCCGCGGCAUCGUUUGGCAGCUACUCGCUGGGGUCGACUGCUCGCCUGAGAAGAAGUUGUAUGCGUCGUAUAUUAAGGCAAAAUCAGCAUGCGAGAAGGUGAUCCGGCGCGACAUCGCUCGCACCUACCCCGAGCACGAGUUCUUCAAGGAGAAGGACGGUUUGGGCCAGGAGUCGCUGUUCAACGUCAUGAAGGCGUAUUCGCUUCACGACCGGGAGGUGGGCUACUGCCAGGGGUCAGGGUUCAUUGUCGGGCUGCUGCUUAUGCAGAUGCCCGAAGAAGAAGCGUUCGCCGUGCUUGUGAAGAUAAUGCAACAGCAUCGAAUGCGGGACAUGUUCAAGCCGAGCAUGGCAGAGCUGGGUCUCUGCAUGUUUCAACUGGAGAACCUGGUACAAGAACUGCUGCCUGACCUGCAUAUUCACUUCCAGUCUCAGGGCUUCAGCACCUCAAUAUACGCGAGCAGCUGGUUCCUCACCCUCUUCACCACGACCCUGACGCUGCCGCUGGCCUGCCGCAUCAUGGACGUGUUCCUCUCGGAGGGCAUCGAGAUUGUGUUCAAGGUCGCCCUGGCUCUGCUCACGCUGGGCAAGGAUGAUCUGCUGUCUUUGGACAUGGAGAGCAUUUUGAAGUACAUACAAAAGGAGCUGCCUCUGAAAGCCGAAGCGGACCCGGAUGCCUUCAUGAACCUCGCAUACUCCAUCAAAGUAAAUCCUAAGAAGAUGAAGAAAUUGGAGAAGGAAUACACUGUUAUUAAAACUAAGGAGCAAGGCGACAUUGCUGUUUUACGGUGCAUCCGGCAAGAGAACCGCCUUCUCAAACAGCGAGUGGAGUUACUUGAGAAGGAGUCUUCAGCUCUCGCCGAGCGUCUGGUCCGAGGUCAAGUGGACAGAGCUGAGGGGGAAGAGGACAAGUUUGCACUAGCACGUGAGGUGCAACAGCUGAGGAAGGCGCAUAUUGACGCGCAACAACGGCUGGCGUUGGCCCAAGAUGAGAUCCGGUCGCUGGAGAUGACUAUUGCUGAGAACAACUCGCGGCAGUCGUCGCUAGAGGGCGCUGACACCAGCGGUCCCAAGGGCGAGGAGCUGGCGCGAUGUCUUCAACGCGAGCUGGUUCGGGCUAGACUCCAUGCGGCUGAAAGGGAAGCGGCUGAACGGGAGCUCACGGCCAGGAUCACUGAGUUGGAGAACGAGAACAAGAGCCUUAGGAGGCAGCGGGUGGAUAACAAUGUGGCGCAUUUGCAGGAUGAGCUGAUAGCGGUGAAGCUUCGCGAGGCGGAGGCCAACCUGUCUCUGAAGGAUCUUCGCUCCCGCGUCACUGAACUGUCAGAGUCGUGGCAAAGACAUCUGCAGGUAAACAAACAGGAGCACAGGCAGGAAGCGGCCCCAUCACCCGUGCCUUCAAACGUGGUGUCAGACAUCAUGGCGACGCCCAAGAAGCUACUCCGGGCGUGGGAAAGCCGCUCCGGUGAUGUCCAGAAACUGGACGAAGAGCUCAUGUCAACUAGGAUACGGGAGGUGGAAGCGCUGACCGAACUGAAGGAGCUGAGACUGAAGGUUAUGGAGCUGGAGACUCAAGUGCAGGUGUCGACGAACCAGCUGCGCCGCCAGGACGAGGAGACGCGGCAGCUGCGCGAGGAGCACGACGCGGCGCUGCAGCGGGAGCGGGCGCUGCAGGCGCGCCAGCGGGAGUUCCAGCACAAGUACUGCGACCUGGAGAGCAAGACCAAAUUCGCGUCUAUGCAAGCGAACAUAAGAAGCAUGGAAGAUGCGCAGAGAAUAGCCGAACUGGAAACGGAAGUGUCGGAGUAUAAAUUAAAGCACGAGGUGAUGGCCACCGAGGGAGAGCUUCGUAACAACAUCUCCGACGAUUCGGAGAAAGUGCGCGAGCUGCAGGAACAAGCCGCCGAAAUGAAGGCCGAGAUCAUGAGGCUAGAGGCGUGGAAGUCCCGCGCGCUCGGCCACACCGCCAUGAGCCGAGCCAUCUCGAUCGAGGAUGACCUGUUGGAGGAAGAUGAGAAGCUCAAACUGACCUUCCGCCGGGAGUCGUCCGCAUCCCUCGACUUGCCGGCUGAUAAGCGCCCCCUCACGUAGCGAACGAUAAGUGGCUAAUAUCAUCCCCGAUCAGACAUUUUUAGGUACCCCCUUCUUGCACUCAAACGCCCUGCGCACCAACCCCCAAAUUCAUAGAGCUUUUUGACACUUUACAAUAGGUUUAAAAUUGACGUUGUGACAUACGAAUUCUAACUUUCUGUCUGACGUAAAGAGAAACUCGUGUGUUUCAAAGUCAAUUUUAAUUUUAACUUUGUUGUGAAUUUACAAUACGGUCUAUGAAUUUGAGUGCAAGUCUCUAUCGUCUGUUUUUUGUAAAUUGGGACUGGUCAACUCAUCUGUUUAAAUGUCGAGGCGUUACGAUUGAUGGAAAGGUAAAAGACAUUCGUAUUAUAAUAUUUAAAAAGUACACAUUUUCAUACUAGGUCGUUGUCACGUGUCGUGGAUAUGUCAAUAAAGUUGCCGAACUAUCUGAACACAGAUGUUAUUCUAUAGGCAUAGCCUGGUUCUACGAAAUCUGAAUUCAACAAUCUUAAAUAUAAAUUAAAAUGAAUGUUGCGUUAGUUUUAAAAAUCCUUAGGAGUUCGCUUCGCGAGGGAAUAAUUUAUAUCAACGACAUUAUGUUUUGUUUAUUUCGUAAAAAAUAUAGUAAAUACAUACAAAUACUGGGUAGAUUAAUUAUGUCCUAGACUUAAUUUAUACAAAUAGUUCACUCUUAGUAACAUGUAUUGUAUAUAGGACUUCGUUAUGAGCGAACUAUAACUUAUUAAUUUAUUAUAUUAUUAUUCUCUGGGAAAAUUGGAUUUAGAUUUCUGCAUCCAAAAACAAUUAUAAUAUUACUAUAUUUGUGCAGGAUAACAUCUUGAAAUCAUUAUCUUGCAAGUUAUUAAUCCUCAUCGAAAUAUAUUAGUAGUUGAUUAAAUGGGUACAGUACCUCCAUUAGAAAAUUCAAUAAUAGCUGAUUUAUGGCCGGUCUUAACAUUAUAUCUUUACCGAUAUGUAUACCAUAAGAAUCUAUAAUUUGCUUUUAUGCAUUUUUAAAACGGAUAGCUGACCCCUUUGUAGAGGACUCCUAUUUCCUGCUGACAUCUAAAUGACUACAGUUCUUUUAUUUGGAAAGCGUACGAAAUCUUUUUUCACUCAGAAUUAAUGAGCUUCUCAGCUCAAUAGUAGAUUAAUUUGUAGACAAUUCUUGAUAUCUUUGUAGCCUUCUUCAUAUUUAUACAACCUCCUACAAUAUUAGGCCAUAGAUUGGUAGUUUUCAUAGAAUAUUAGGCCUUAAUCUUAGUAACUAGGUAUACUUAGAUUUUUAUAGAAGAAUUGGGGCGGACAUCCUCUUAACAUAACAUAUUUAAAUGUAAGUUUUGUACGUUUAUUGUGCCUAUUUGGUCUAAAGAUAUGUAUCACCUUAGAAAAGCAAAAUUUCACACUUUUGAUAUAUUUUGUACCGUAUAUUUGCACCUACAUAUUUGCAUCUAUUGUGCUUAUCUUAGGUGAUGCUUGACUUUAGUGCAAUUUAGCAUAAUUAUGUAGAGUCGCUGUAGGAUUUGAUGUUAGCUAGAGUAGUACGAAGUUGCUCGAAAUGUUAUACAACGUUUUUUAAUGAUUUGUAGGAUAAAAGUUAGAAAACGUAGUUUAAAAUAUUCGUUGCUUUUUAUCGAUUUUAUGAUCACAUUCGAUUCUUGUCUUUGAACUGUCACAACAUUAGUAACAAUAAAAAAUUUGUGCUAUCUUUUGGAUUACUUCGCACAAAAAUAUCUGUUAUAUAAUUAUGUUUGGAUUCAGUUGGUCACCACAACUUUUUAUAACUCUCCUUCCUUGAUCUGACCAUCAACUUACUAAGUUUCUGUUCAGUGCAUCAAUUAUACGUUAUCUUCGUAUAAAUUCUUGACAGAUGAGUCAAAAGACUCAAAACUCAAGCAAUAAUCCCUGGUUAUGCUCAAACCCACUAUGGCGAAAUUGGCACUAAGUCUGCCAUUGUCAGAUCGGUGCAUAGACUUGUGAUAGAAAAGUGCUUUUUAAAUAAAAGUACGUCGAAUCACACUUUGAAAAAGAAAAUCUAUAAGCAUCGCUCGAGAAGUUUUUGGUAUUAUUGUACAGUGUCCGUGAUCGCGAUUGCGUUGGUACCACAUAGUGAUUAUACAUAAAGGAUCUUUAAGCUAAUGUCGUCAUUAAAUAUAUUUGUGCCUUGCUUUGACAUUAUACCGACAGAAAGAGACAAACAUAGAUUUUAUACCGACAUAAACUUAAUUUUCCUUUCUGCAACUGGACAUAAGACUUAAAUACAAAUAGUGCCAAUUUUGUCUAAAACGCCCCAAUCAAUAGUUUGCCAUAAACUACAUAUUCAUGGUCAGAAUUGUAUAUUGAUGGCACUUUAUGACAUUUAUUGACACCCCGCUUAUAAAUGUGGCUGGUCACGUAGUAUAAAUCUUACUUUAUGAACUUGGUACCUAGAUAUUGACAACUACAGUAAGGACCGAUUGGGAUUAACCAAGUGGGAUGAACCCAUUUCUGUAUCCGUUGUUAUCACUGUGCUACUUAAAAAAUAGUAUAAUAAAAUAACCUCUUUUAAUGAAUGCUUAGUGCAUUACAACAAGUGGAAUAUAAUUAUUAGGUCAAAUAAAACAAAAAAAAAUUUAUACUACCUAUACCUAUGCAUGCCAAAAAUAUGUGAUGAUCAAAUCGUUAUAAAAUAUUCUUACACCUUUUACAUUCCAUAUAGGUAUUACGUUCAGUUUUAAAAUCAGAAAUAUUUUCUCGAGAACCCUAACAAAUAAGUAUAAUAAAUAUACAUACUUAUCUUACCUAGUAUAACUACGUGUUCUGUCGAUUUACCUGAUUUUGUAAACUUAAUGGUGUUAGACCUGAAUUUUAUUAAUUUAAAUUUUAUUAAUUUAUAACGACUGCUUGAUAACGUUUUAUAUUUUGUUCCAAAUAGCUAUAGAAAUAAAAUAUCAUAUUCUGGCGUGAAAGACUCUAAAACAUUGACAUAUAUAUUACUGCGUAUUUUGAAAUCAUUGCUCUAAAACGGUAUCGUCCAAAAGUGACAAAUUCACAUUUUACUUGCCUAAUUUGAUCUUUAUAUUCCCUAUUUGGAACUCAAUUUUGUAGAAUAAUAUUAAUAAAAAUCUAAGUACUGUUUGACUUUGUUAUAGUUUAAAACUCGGAUUUAAUUUUGAUGUUUUACGUUCAGUAAAUCUACUUGUAUUAUUUUAGCCGCUGCUAGCAAGGCUGAGCUUUGCCUAGUAUUCAAUUUAGCAAACUCAUUUUAGAAAAAGUAGCUUUAUUUUACAUUAAUAUAAGUUUCCGUAUUGUACUGACUAAUGCAUCUAUGCACUUGAAAUACCUAUUUCAUUAAAACAACACAAAGCUAUUUGCAGAUGGCGCCACCAGUGCAUAAAUAAAGCCUCUUGGUAUUUAGCAUAUUCACUGAAAUCUUAUGUUUUAUAAAUUAGUUUCGCCGAAAUUAGUAUAAAAAUAUUAUUUACGAAAAAAUAUUUAGCUAUAUUUUGAUAACUAUUUAAAAUCAGUGGUCUUCAAUUUUGUUUGUUUAUUGUUUUUAGUUCAUAAUUGGACACUCAAAAUAUAAAAUCAGUUGAAGUAAAUAGGUUUGUCUAACCAUUUCUGAAUGAACUUUAAUGUUAUGUAGGUAUAAACAUUCCAUUGUAUUUCCGUAAGUAUUAUUUUUAUCAAUGUGAUUAGUUGUAUUUCAUAAACCUUAUUUAGUAAAUGAUUAUGAUUAUUAAGUAUCAUUAAGUAUUAUGAUUAUUUUAUUUUGGUUGCUUGCUCACUUAUGGGUUAGGAAGAUUCAUUUCAAUGUAUCUCGUUAAGAGCAUACCUACAUGAUCUGAAUCUACUAUUGUGCGUACUUAUAAAAUAAUAUUUAUUAGGUUUCUAAGAACAAUAUUUUUUAAAUAGGUUACUGAUUACCCGUUUUUUAGACGUCGAAUUUACUGUGUGCAGUCCAACUAGGCUAUUAUUAUUACCUUUAUGUUAAAUAUUAAAAGUUAUUAUUGCUUUAUUGAAAAUAUGUAAUAUUUGUUAAUUUAUAUAAUAUUAAUUUUGCGUUAAUUUGUCAUGCUCUUGUACAUAUUAUAUUACUAUGCUUUGCACAUUACAUUUUAAAUAUAUUUAUAAUAAUUUAUAAAUCAAAAGGUGUUUAUUUUAAAUUAUUGCGACUAUACAAAUCGAGUAGGUAUAUCCAAAAAAUGCUGAUAUUUUGUAAACAUAUGCAAAUACGUGCUUAUCUAUACCUUGUGCAUAAAAUGAUGUUCAUUAACUUCGUAUCAAUAAAAUAGGAAUAUGUAGGGUGUUUCAGGACAAAUGCCCUUUUUAAAUUUAAAAUAAAGUUAAUAAUUUGUUGUUUUACAGCAAUAUUUAUUUGUGUAUUUUAAAAUAAGAAUGUGCACUCGUACUGGGAUACCCUACAUCUAUUUGUAAAAAUAAAUACUUGAGUCAACCCGAUUGUAUAAGCCUUUCAACAUAACUACUGCUAUGGCAUAUUAAUUGGUACACAAAACUAAUUUUUACAUAAAUUAUACUUAUGUCAGCUCAUGGCCACACAUGUCGAGUCAGUUAUUGUUUUUAAAAUUGGUUCAUUCCUACAUGUAAUUUAACCUUGUACUUACCUACUAUUUAACUGAUAAUUACUAUUUUGAUAUUAAUAAUUAUUACUUAUACUUACAGAGUGAUAAAAUCAAUAAUCAUAUUUUCCUUUAAGAAACUAAAUUUUGUGCGAUGUAAAAGGUUAUAUUAGGUACGUUUAACACCCUAUACUUAUUUGUACGUAAUUUAUUAUGCAGGUAUUUUUAAAAUAAACAAAUCUAAUGAUUUAUA